AUGAUAAAAAUGGAGCCGCAUGAUGACUACGGUCCCCAGCGUGGCUCUGGCCUGGCGCUACACCCCAAGCCCUACUACACCCCACAGGUCAUGACCUCCAUGAUACCCACAGAACUCCGGCUGUGCGUGGGGGGUGCCUACCCUGCUUGCCAACAGAGACUGGGAGGGAAGCCUUCCUCACUGUCCUCCUCAUCCUCCCCCAGCACCAGUCCCAAACUGCAUGACCUGUCACCCACCACACCCUUCUCCAAGUGCCUGUCAGCAGGCCCAUCCCAGUCUCCGAUCCCACAUGUCUCCAUCAUCCAGGAGACUCCUGGACGCUACCAGCCGCAACCUGUCCUCUACCCGCCCAGUAGUGCCUCGUCCUCCCCAGGCUCGCAGCCCUCCACCCCUGGCACCAGCGGCCCGGAGGCCCCGUUCUCCCCCACCCACUGCCUAACGCCGCCCCAGCCCAUCAGUGGCAGCUCUAGCCCAGUGACCCAACAGUUACCCAAAGUGCCAGAGAGAGGCGGCCGCUCGUCAAGCCCCACACUGGCUAUCAACAUCAAACAGGAACCACAGGAACUGGACCAGAUGUACCUAGAUGAUGGUGAGAUAUUAAUCAUAAACCUCUCCAGAUGA
Molecule: messenger RNA, 621 nt
Organism: Coregonus sp. 'balchen'
Lineage: Eukaryota; Metazoa; Chordata; Actinopteri; Salmoniformes; Salmonidae
Source: the annotation of a GenBank genome assembly